Molecule: messenger RNA, 894 nt
Organism: Strongylus vulgaris
Lineage: Eukaryota; Metazoa; Nematoda; Chromadorea; Rhabditida; Strongylidae
Source: the annotation of a GenBank genome assembly
CCUUCUUUAGUAAUUCAUUCAUUUUAGAUCACCGAAUUUUGCAAAUUUACGGAGGAAUAUCUGAACACUUUGAAAACUGAUGACUCGCAAUUGUUGAAAUUGAUCAAUAUUCUCGAUGCGACAGAAAGCUUCGAUUUUUUAACCGGCGCUAACCUAGUGGAUCACCUGGUUGGCCGAUUGAGUCGUGAAGGAGUGGCUGAGUGGAUUAAGACAACCGAUAAGCGAUGGUCGCUCCGACAUGUGACCGCAGCUUUCGCGCAGUGGAGUAAUGAAGCCAAAAUAGAAGCGUUGAAAGAUUUAUUAAAUCGACCAAAAUCAGAGGAUAUACAGUACACCGUGGGAAAUUGUAUAGAUUCGCUUUUCAAAAUAAAGGUACGAGCUGGCGAACUAGUUAACGUUUCAUUAGUAGAAGGAGGUGAAGAAGUGCUAAAGAAAGCUACAGAAUCGUUGUUUGGAAAAGAUGUAGUGAAGAGUGCACUGAAGAAGAUGAGUGGAAAUCCAGUUUACAAGAGUGUCCUUCCAACUUUCUGGCUGUGUUUGAAACUAUGGUCGAAAAUUGCAUCAACCGAACAGAUGGCUAAUGUUUAUCAAAGUGAUGGCGAAGAGCUGCGUACGAUUGUAAAAGAAGGUGAAGAUGGUAUGAAGGAAGUUGAUCCUGCAGCACUCAGUCGUUUGGAAAGCGCGCUUGGAAAGGCGGCUGUUAAAAGAAAAGCUGAUGCGAUAGAUGAAGAAGAGAGUGAUGCCUCAGAUGUUGACGAUGCUGAAAUAUUUUUAGCUUUCAUCAUUCUGAGUAUUUCAAACCACUAUGGCUUUAUCAAACUCUUUUUAGCAUAUGAUGAUACCAUUGCUGAAGUUAGCCAAGCAGCAAUUGAAGCACGAUGUCGAAGGCCAUAA